AUGUGGAACAAUGCGUAUGUGUACGACUGGAAGCUCAAACUGGGGAAAGUUGGAUCAAGGCAGACAAUGAUGACGGAGCCCGCUGUUAAUGGUUGCUGUGAGAAGGCUGGAAUCCCAGAAUGCAAUUCAAAAACAAAGGCUUCUCCAGCAUUCGAGGAGGUCCUGGACGCCAUUGGGUCCCGGGGGAAGUUCCAGACGAGGCUGAACAUCGUCUUCGUUUGCUUUGCCUCAUGCUUCGACCUGAUGAGCGUCAACAUGUUCUACCUGGCUAUGCAGACUCCUGAUCACUGGUGCUACGUCCCUGGCAGGGAGCUUUCCAACCUUUCAGUUGAGCAGUGGAAGAACCUCACCAUACCGAGGGAAGGAGCCUCGUUCAGCAAGUGCCUGAUGUACAACCAGAGCGAUGUGACCGACUCCGGCGGCAGCAGGGAACCUGUGAAGUGCCAGCACGGCUGGGAGUACGACGACACGUGGUUCUCCCUGACGGUGACGUCACAGAUGAACUGGGUCUGCGACAACCGGCAGGCCGUCAAUGACGUCUUGUUCUACUCACAGGUUAUUGGAGUGGCGCUGGGGUUACUGUUUGGCUACAUAGGCGACAUGUGCCACCUCGACACGCAGGCUGAGCUGACUCUUGCCGACGACAGGUACGGCCGACGCCCCCAGCAGCUGCUGUGCCUGUCAGCCCACGUGGUCAGCAGGGUGCUGGUCGUCCUCGCUCCACACGUGCUGCCCCUCUUCAUCCUGGCAGAAUCCCUCGUGUCAGCUGCGGCUGGGCCUUUGACAGAAUCUGUCUUGUCUGUUGGUUUGGAGCUAACUGAUAUCAAGCACCGCACUGCAGUCAACCGCUAUGGGUGCUGCAGCAUGGCCGUUGGAAUGAUGCUUGCUGGUCUGGUGUCUUGGGGGCUGCCCAAUUGGAACUAUUCCCUCUCGUUUGCUGCCCUCAGUUGUUUUAUACUAUUCUUCUUCUUCAGUUGGUUCCCCGAGUCUCCACGCUGGCUGGCGUGCAGGGGUCGCGAGCAGGAGGCGCUGGCUGUUCUGCGUCGCAUAGCAGCCACUAAUGGCUCCACGGUGCCUCCGUUCGCCUUGCAGGUGAUCCAGACCGUGGGCAAGAGCAAGACAGACAGGAGGGGCUUCCUUGGCAUCUUCUCCAGCUGGAACGUCUUCAGGAACACAGUAAUCCUCAUUGUUGCCAGGUCGGUAUACCUGCUGACAAUGUACUCACCGGUGAUAGCGGUGAGCCGAUUGAGCGCGAACCCUUUCCUGGGGAUAGUGGCGCAGGGGGCGGCAACGUUCACUGCCUACUACCUGGUGAACUACUUUGGAGCGACGUUCGGUCGCCGUUGGCCCGGCGUGGCCAGUGCACUCUUGGCUGCAAUGGUCUGCGUCCUCAUCUUCUGCCUGCUGACUGCUGAUGAUGUUUACUAUGAUUACACAUGA
This is a messenger RNA of Schistocerca piceifrons (Central American locust), 1440 nucleotides long. RefSeq names its product carcinine transporter-like. Gene Ontology annotation, molecular function: transmembrane transporter activity. Lineage: Eukaryota; Metazoa; Arthropoda; Insecta; Orthoptera; Acrididae. Gene Ontology annotation, cellular component: membrane. The coding region runs from base 1 to 1440 and encodes 479 amino acids. Gene Ontology annotation, biological process: transmembrane transport. The record is from RefSeq and is a predicted model, not a curated record. The transcript has 8 exons.